Molecule: messenger RNA, 1968 nt
Organism: Gasterosteus aculeatus aculeatus (three-spined stickleback)
Lineage: Eukaryota; Metazoa; Chordata; Actinopteri; Perciformes; Gasterosteidae
Product: interferon-induced protein with tetratricopeptide repeats 5-like
Biological process (GO): defense response to virus
Cellular component (GO): cytosol
Molecular function (GO): protein binding
Source: RefSeq, a predicted model, not a curated record
GCCUCUAGUAUCCGCUAUGGCGGGAUGGUGAACAUAUAAAGCUGCGUUUCCAACAUCAUCAUUUACACCAGAGAAGCCGAAGCAGCAUCAAGAGCAAAAAGCGACACAAACUUAGUUGAGGAAACAGCUGAAUAAUGAGUGCUGCACGGAGUCAAACAACACUGCGGUCCAAACUGGAGGCCCUGGAGUGUCACUUUACGUGGGUUCCAGACACCAGCAAGAUCCCUCUGUUACGUCUCCGCGACAAGCUGGUGGACAUCGGCACGGAGGAAGGAAACAGCUGGCUGGGUCACAUCUACAACCUGAGGGGCUUCAUUCAGUGCAAGCUGGGCUCCACCGAAGACGCCCUGAGUUUCUUCCUCCAGGCUGCAGAGGCCUUCGGCCAGAUGAGAAGGGCAGGUGAAGGUCCCUGGUUGGUGGUGAACUACGGGAACCUGGCUUGGCUGCACCACCUCCUGGGAGACCAAGCAGAGAGCGAGGCUUACCUUUCAAAGGUUGACGCCCUAAAGAAGAAAUACCCAACUCCAUCGGAGGACGAGCUCCAUGCAGAACUCUACGCUGAAAAAGCCUGGACCCUGAUGAAUUUCGGCACAAAACGAGAGCUGGUGUCAGAAUACUUCCAGAAAGCCAUCAAGAUGCAGCCAGACAUGGUGGAGUGGAACACCAGUCACGUCAUCGGGUUAGCGAGUGCUUUUAAGCAAAGCAGCCCAGGGCUGGAGGCUGACAUCUUUGAUAAAAUGAGAGACGCCAAGAAACAGGAUCCAGAGAACUUGUACCUCGCUGCUUUCUACCUUCAGCUACGUGCAAAGAAAGGGGAAGAUGUUAAAGAUGAAGCACGUGAGUUAGCCGAAAGAGUUUUAAGAAACCCUGUCAGCAGCUACAGUGGUAUGAAAGCAAUACUUAGGGUUUACAGAAAUGAUGCAUCUAUUGAUGAGGCCAUUCUUUUGGCAGCAACGGCUGUGGAAAACCAUCCAGAUGAGCGUUUUCUGAAGAGAUGUGCUGCACUAACUCUCAAAUGGAAGAUUGUUUUUUUCAGAGACAGUGGCGUAGAUGAGCGCAUGGUUGACAGAGCAGUCAUUCCCCACAAGGAGGUGAUUUCUCUUUACCCUGAUUCUGCACUUGCGAAGGAAAUGGACCUCGCAGAUAUAUACGCAAAGUCCAAUCGCAGACAGGCUGAAGCCAAACGUUUGUACGGAGAACUGCUAGAAAGGAAGCUGGAACCUGCAGAGAAACAGGUGCUUUACAACCACUACGCCAAAUAUCUCGUCUUUGAUCUAAAAGAUUACAACAAGUCAAUAGAAUAUAACAUGAAGGCGGCAGCAAUACCGAUAAAAUCCUUCUAUCGUGAGAACAGCAUUAAAGUUCUUGAGAAGAUUAAAAAUAAAGGCAGGAGCCGAAAGUGUAGAGAAAUAGAGGAGUGUCUGAAAAACCUGCAAGAGCCGUAGUGGGUUGUUUUUACAACCCUGGCCCUAAAUCUGGAGAGAAUAAAGGUAUCGCAUUACCUAAAAAAUACUUAGCAAUUCAUUUGUGUCCUUUAAAACAGAAGCUUUUCUGCUAGUGUUUGUUGAAAGUACUACACGCGAUGUGUAUGACAAGCUGAUUAAUACAACAACGCUGUCCUUCAAAUAACAUUUACUGUGGACCUGAUAUCACAUCACAUGGUUAAUUACAAUAGAUAUUGAUCAGAUGUAAUGUCCAUCAUAUGCCGGUUGUAUUUUCUUCUCGUAGCUGUGUAUUAAGUGUAUGUAAGAAUUUUAAUAAUACUACUAGCAGUAUAUGAAAUCUGCUUUGCUGUAUGCCUUUGGGUAGUGGAAUAUAGAAACGUCUCUAAUAAUGUAACAAAUUUGAUGGAGCCUUUAAGCUGAAUAUUACAGCCAGAUGCAACUGAUUGGAUGCAUAAAAUGUAUGUAAAUCUGUAACACAAUUGCCUAUUUGCACUAUUAAAUAUAAAAUGUGUACAGUAAGAAA